This is a messenger RNA of Sander lucioperca (pikeperch), 2560 nucleotides long. It is a transcript of the gene mtmr6, whose product is annotated as myotubularin related protein 6. The transcript is spliced from 14 exons. Gene Ontology annotation, biological process: dephosphorylation. Gene Ontology annotation, molecular function: phosphatidylinositol-3,5-bisphosphate phosphatase activity. The record is from RefSeq and is a predicted model, not a curated record. Gene Ontology annotation, cellular component: nuclear envelope. The coding region runs from base 699 to 2264 and encodes 521 amino acids. NCBI's taxonomy places the organism in Eukaryota, Metazoa, Chordata, Actinopteri, Perciformes, Percidae.
GUCAUUACCAAUGCUGAUGAAUGUGCAUCUUAAUGAUCUCCCAUGGUUGGAAUCCCUGUGGAGUUCAAGCUGCCCUCAUUGAAUAUGGUGAUGUGCUGCUCUUGGCCUGCUUGCCCUUUGUACUUUAUGGCAUUAAAACAGUUUAUGAUGAAGUGGUAAUAUGGAGCAAACGGCAAGCUUUUUGCAACUUUCCUCUGUUUAACUUACCUGUUCUUGAAAUCCUCGCACAUCUUUCAAUAUUCUGAAUCUUAAUUAUUCUGACAAAGAUCUGUGACGCAAACAAAUGCAAAAGAGGUUCAAAUGCUACAGUAGGCAUACAGGCUUCCUCUAGUGGACUCCGUUUACAAAGAUUUUGAACAUGCUGUCAGAUUCUCUUCAUUAGUCCUAAAGACAGAUGUUGUUGUGCAGCAACUGAACCAGUGGCAGGAUUUAUUUUGCAUCACCAUAUAGCGUCUGUGGAGAAGCUCUCCCUGACCACCACAGGCUGCCCUCUGGUCAUCCAGUGUCGCAACUUUAGGGUGGUUCAUUUUGUGGUACAGAGAGAGAGAGAUUGCCACGACAUUUACAGCUCGCUGCUGCGUCUUCUACGGCCUGUAUCCUAUGAGGAGGUCUAUGCGUUCUCAUACAACCCCAAACAGAACGACCAACAGAGGGAGGAAGGAUGGCAAAUCAUCGACCUCGGGGCGGAGUUUGAGAGAAUGGGUGUCCCCUGCGACCAAUGGCAGCUCACGAACGUCAACAUAGACUACAAGGUGUGUGAGACAUAUCCACGGGACCUGUAUGUUCCCAUAACCGCCAGUAAGCCUAUCAUUGUAGGGAGUUCCAAGUUCAGAAGCAAAGGACGCUUUCCUGUACUCACAUACUUCUACCAAGAAAAGAAGGCGGCAGUGUGUCGAUGCAGUCAGCCUCUCUCUGGGUUCAGUGCUCGAUGCUUGGAGGACGAGAGCAUGCUGCAGGCCAUCAGCAAAGCCAAUCACAACAGCCGAUUUGUCUACGUCAUGGACACCAGGCCAAAGUUGAAUGCGCUAGCUAACCGAGCAGCAGGUAAAGGCUAUGAGAACGAGGACAACUACUCCAACAUCCGCUUCCAGUUUGUUGGCAUUGAAAACAUCCAUGUAAUGAGGACCAGCCUACAGAAAUUGCUAGAAGUGAUUGGGACUCGGUCUCUCUCCAUGAGUGACUUCCUGGUUGGCCUGGAGAGUAGUGGCUGGCUGCGGCACAUCAAGGCUGUUGUAGACGCAGCUAUCUUUCUCGCCAAGGCGGUGACAGUGGAAGGGGCCAGUGUGUUGGUUCACUGUUCAGACGGAUGGGACAGAACAGCCCAGGUCUGCUCACUGGGGGCGCUGCUUAUGGACCCUUACUACCGCACCAUCAAGGGCUUCAUGGUACUGAUAGAGAAAGACUGGAUCUCCUUUGGUCACAAGUUUGCAGACAGGUGUGACCAGUUGGAUGGGGAUCCAAAGGAGGUGUCUCCUAUCUUCACUCAGUUCCUGGAGUGUGUCUGGCAGCUGACAGAGCAGUUCCCACAGGCAUUUGAGUUCAGCGAGUGGUUCCUGCUGCAGAUUCAUGAACACGUCCACUCCUGUCAAUAUGGGAACUUCCUUGGCAACAACCAGAGACAAAGAGAGGACUUGCGGCUGAGAGAGCGGACACACUCACUGUGGGCAUUUCUAAUGAGCGAAAAACAGAACUACUUGAAUCCGUUCUACAGCCCUGCCUACUCUGAAGCGCACCCUGUGCUGGAGCCUUCCACUCUGCCCUACCAUUUCAAGUUCUGGAGGAACAUGUACCACCAGUUUGACCGGUCUAUGCACCCUCGUCAGUCUAUCCUCAAAACCGUUCUGACUAUGAGAGAGAACAACCGCAAGGCAGAGAGCACUUUGCAAGCUCUGGAGAAGCGGCUCCACCAGCUCGGUGUGAUUCCCAUUGUGACCUCCGACCCCCCUGCACCUCCUCCCACCAGAGAUCAGCGCUCCAACUCCAACACCCUCCCGCCACGUCCCAAUUCCCUCAUCCUGGGGGCGCCGAUCAACCACAAAGAAGUGCAGCGACAGGAGGAGGACGACGACGACGACGAGCAGGAGGAGGUGGGCGAGGAGGCCACGGAGAGCACGGACACGGAGCGGACGGUGGAGGGCAGCAGCGGCACCGAGAGCAGGAAGCAGAGCUACGGAGAGCUGGAAGGGACAUACAACAGCGAGUCGGCCAAAGAGGAGCCAGCUGUUGUCAGCCUGGAGUUUGGAGUAGCACGCAUGACCUGCUGAGACCAAACACGGGGAUUGUGGGAUAGCGAGGGACAGGCGCGAUUGAGUGAUAGGGCUUACUGCGUGUCGAGGGGAAGCUGUGGUUCUGUAUGUGAUAAGGUUGCUGAUUACGCAAUGGUCCUGAAUGGGCCGAGUGAAUGAAGUUGUAUGUGUGUAUGGUCUACAUCUCAAUGGAAAGCGUCAUUAAUAUGUCAUAUACUGCACCUAUAGAAAAAAAGCUUGUUUUUUUUAUGAAUGUUGAAAAGCUCUAUAGAAAAUUAAUGAAUAGAAUAAGAGAAUAAAUUCAUCCAAAAUUA